UGUGCGCUGUCUCAUCUUUUAGACAUACUCUCUAAUCUGUGCUUUGGACUCGCGUCUCGCGUGUUGUUUUGGUGUUAUUUGUCGGUCUUUUUUGUAAACUAUACGAAAUUAAUAACAUUUUUAAAUUAAGUUUAUUGAGAAAAAAAUCUUUUACUGUGUAUAAGAAGCUACCAUUAUUAUAAAUUACUAAGAAUACACAUGCUCAACUAUUAUUCAAUAGAUUGGCUGGUAAUUCUAUCUCGAAAUACAUAAUUACAUCAUUAUUUUCUAAACUGACUGAAGAAUGGCAGAUUACGAUGAAAAUACAGUUAUCGAUAAGAAAAUUAAACCUAUUUUGCACACCAUCCUUUCAAAUUGUAAGGUAGAAGCAGAAAAUAAAUGUUUGCAAGUGCCGCUAAAUGAAUUUGAAGAAAGAGUUGCUUUUUACACUGGACUCCCGAAGGCAAUGUUGAAUCAAGUCUUUUUCAGCAACGCCACCAAAAACAAUGAACAAUCAAUAAGGCAUCGUAUCGUUAUUCUAAAGGCAUUACUAAAAUUUUAUAAAAAUGAACAUAGACCGAAUUUCAAAGAUCUCUAUAACUAUCUAUGUAUGUCUAAGCUCAAAAUAACCACAUUCAAAAAUAUUGAUGACUUUCGAUAUGCUUUGAUUUCAAUGGGUUUUGAUUACAGAAAAACUAAUAAAGGAUCAAUGAUAGUUGAAGAUGCAGAAAUAACAUUUGAAAGAUAUAAUUAUAUAAAAAACUAUAAAAAGUUGAGGAACGCAAAAAUUCGUAUGGCCUACGUAGAAGAGAGAUACAUUACAAAACAUUUUACAUUUAACAAACCUGAUUUUGAUAAUGAUUGUCCUUACAUAGUGGAUAAUGAAAAGUGCUUAGCGGAGGGAUUUUAUUUUUACCAUGUUCUUUCAGAUGCAGGAUUAGAAAAUUAUAUCAUUACUAAUAAAAUUUGUGUGGCAACUUACCAAAAAUUUGUUGUUGAUGUUUUGUUUAGACAUUUAAAAAAAGGAUGUGCUGUUGUUAUUGAUAAUCAUCCAAUACAUGGCAAAUUGAUAGAUCAAACAAUUACAAGAUAUCACACAAAAGCUGACAUGUUGAACUGGCUACGAAUGGCUAAUAUUCCGUACAGCGAUAGUAUGUGCAAAGCUGAGUUGUAUGAACUUAUAUCCAGAUGCAAGAAACCAAGUUCAGGAUAUGAACUUGAUAGAUUGUUAAAUGCCCACGGACAUGAAGUUUUGCGCUUGCCUUCAGGGUGUGAUGAGUUGUCACCUUCUGUAUUAUUGUGGAAUCAAGUGAAAGAGGACAUGAAAGGUAUGAAAAUAGACGAUACACAGUUAGAAAAUGCUAUCAUUUCAGCAGUUACUAAAGCACACAAACAUUCAUGGAAACCAUUAAAUAAAAUUACAUAUGAGACAGAAAAUACACUGCUAUCAUUAUAUGCAAGUACAGAGGAAGCGCUAGAUAAAUUUGUUCAGUUUGAUGUAUAAAAUGUUGGAUCAAGUGUUUCAGAACAAUUGCAUCAUGAGUAACUGAAAAUGUCAUGCAUUUAUGUUGUUUUGAUAAUUUCACAUUAUGAUUUUUGCUUUAUUAAUCUAAGGAUUUUUAUAAUAUUACUUAAACUUAAGUAGGAAUAAGUGAUCCUUUUUCUAUUAUGUAAUUUGAAAAAUAAAACAUUUUAUG
Ostrinia furnacalis (Asian corn borer) is the source of this 1676-nucleotide messenger RNA. RefSeq lists its product as uncharacterized. NCBI's taxonomy places the organism in Eukaryota, Metazoa, Arthropoda, Insecta, Lepidoptera, Crambidae. The coding region runs from base 284 to 1483 and encodes 399 amino acids. The record is from RefSeq and is a predicted model, not a curated record. The transcript has 2 exons. Gene Ontology annotation, molecular function: nucleic acid binding.